Messenger RNA from Gallus gallus (chicken), 4013 nucleotides. It is a transcript of the gene CTDP1, whose product is annotated as CTD phosphatase subunit 1. Gene Ontology annotation, molecular function: RNA polymerase II CTD heptapeptide repeat phosphatase activity. The record is from RefSeq and is a predicted model, not a curated record. Bases 132 to 3116 code for a protein of 994 amino acids. Gene Ontology annotation, cellular component: nucleus. NCBI's taxonomy places the organism in Eukaryota, Metazoa, Chordata, Aves, Galliformes, Phasianidae. The transcript is spliced from 13 exons.
GCGCCUGCGCAGUGGGGUCGGCACCGGCGGUGGCUGUUGUGGCGCCCCGUGCCCCACAGCGGCAGGCCGCGGCCCACUGCCAGGCCGGUGGCGGCGGCGCGGGUGUCGCCAUAGCGACCUGCCCUGGCGGGAUGGAGGAGCCGGCCGAGAAGGGCGGCGGGAGCGCCGCGGAGGGCCCCGCGGCGCUGAUCGCGGAGAUCCGGGCGCCGGGCCCGCGGCCGCUGCGGUUGCUGGAGUGGAAGGUGUCGGUGGGGGCGGCGGUGCAGAUCGGGUCGGUCCUGGCGCUCUGCGCCCCACUGCCGCCCGCCCCGCGCCCCGCCGCAGCCUCGCCGGGCUCCGGCGCUAGCCCCCGGCCCCAGCGCUCCAGCACCGAGCGCAAGCUGAAGGCGGAACGGCCCGGCGUAGUGCGGGAGCUGUGCGCGCGGCCCGGACAGGUCAUCGCGCCCGGGGGUGUCUUGGUGAGACUGGAAGGAUGUAGCCAUCCAGUGGUCAUGAAAGGUUUGUGUGCAGAAUGUGGCCAGGACUUGACUCAGAUACGAAGCAAGAAUGGAAAACAGAAUGUACCGUUAUCCACAGCAACUGUGUCUAUGGUUCAUAGUGUCCCAGAGCUGAAAGUGAGCUCUGAGCAAGCUGAACAGUUAGGAAGAGAAGAUCAACAACGACUACACAGAAAUCGGAAACUAGUGCUUAUGGUAGAUUUGGAUCAGACAUUGAUCCAUACUACAGAACAGCACUGCCAACAAAUGUCUAAUAAGGGCAUAUUUCAUUUCCAGUUAGGUCGAGGUGAGCCUAUGCUGCAUACUCGUUUGCGGCCUCACUGUAAGGAAUUCCUGGAAAAAAUUGCCAAGCUGUAUGAGCUGCAUGUUUUUACUUUUGGCAGCAGACUUUAUGCACAUACAAUUGCAGGAUUUUUGGAUCCUGAAAAGAAGCUUUUUUCCCAUCGGAUAUUAUCAAGGGAUGAAUGUAUUGAUCCAUUUUCCAAAACUGGGAAUCUUAGAGAUCUCUUCCCAUGUGGGGAUUCCAUGGUUUGUAUCAUUGAUGACAGGGAGGAUGUCUGGAAGUUUGCACCCAAUUUGAUAACCGUGAAGAAAUACGUAUACUUUCAGGGGAUAGGUGAUAUUAAUGCACCUCCUGGAUCAAGAGAAAUUCAAAUGAAGAAGAAAAUAAAUCACUCUGCUAAGCCAGAGGCACAGGAUUCAGCAGUGACAUUAGCAAAGGAUGCCGAUGAAAUGAAGAAUGUUACCUGUACAGAAGAACAAAACAAUGGUCUAAAGAAAGCUACAAAGGACAUGUGCACUGCAAAUGGAAACACUUCUGUAAGCAGUGAAACACCUGCAUGUGAUUUGAGCUCUCAUGGUAAAGUUAAUACUCAGGACUCUUUAAGUGACAGCACUGAUGACAAAACAGACAGUGAGAUCACUAACAAUUUGUCAAGUACUAAGGAAUCUCAGAUUUCUUCUGAACAAGUUGAGAGGACGGUGUUAGAGAAACAGCGAACUCAAGAAAAGACGAGUGAUUUGGACUUUGAACUGUCUAGUGACAGUGAGAGUGAAGGUGGAUUGGAUACCAGAAAGUCUUCUACUUCUGUAUCAGAUAGUGAGAAUGAGGAAAAGAGAAGCUGGAAGAAAUCCAAACAGCCUCUGCAGGAUGAAAAUCUACAGCAAGGGAGUUGCACUGAUGUGAGUGAGAAAAAAGAUGGUCAGGUGAAUCAUUCGGAGGGGACGGAAUCUCUACCAAGUGAAAAUAUUCUUGACAAAACUGAUAUUGAUGUGCAAGAAGAAAGUGAACAGGAAAGCGUUUGUGAUUUAGGAAAUGGGUGUGCAGACAAGAAAGAAGCUGAAACAGAGUCUCAGAAUAGUGAACAGUCUGGUAUUACAAUGGGUGAGUCCUUGGACCAGAGUAUGGAGGAAGAGGAGGAGGAGGAUGAUACAGAUGAUGAUGACCAUUUAAUGCAUCUCGAAGAGAUCCUUGUGCGGGUUCACACUGAUUAUUACACCAAGUAUGAUAAAUACUUGAAAAAGGAGAUAGAGGAAAUUCCAGACAUCAGAAAAAUAGUACCAGAACUGAAAAGCAAAGUUUUGGCAGAUGUAACCAUUAUCUUUAGUGGACUCUACCCAACAAACUUCCCCAUUGAAAAAACACGGGAACACUAUCAUGCUACAGCACUUGGAGCUAAAAUUGUUAAGAAUCUAGUACUGAGUGCUGAUGAUCCUGACAAAGCAACACAUCUCAUUGCAGCAAGGACAGGCACAGAAAAAGUACGACAAGCUCAGGACUGCAAAGACCUCCAUGUUGUAAACCCUGACUGGCUGUGGAGCUGCCUGGAGCGCUGGGACAAGGUUGAGGAACAGCUGUUUCCCUUGAAGGAUGACUACAUCAAAACACACAGAGAAAAUAGCCCUGCCACGUUUCCUGAUACACACAGCACAUUUCAGACAGCUCUGUUUCACCCAACACCCAUCCAUCCCAAGUCUCAACCUGGUCCUGAAGUUCGGCUUUAUGAUCCUAACACUGGAAAGCUAAUCAGGAAAAGCUCUCAAACAUCUGGCCAGUCUAUGUACAUCCAGUCUCCAACUCCUCCCAUCACCUUACCUGUCCAUGGUGAACACUCAUCCUUCAGAGUUGUUCAACCACACCAGCAGCAGAUCUUUGAAGAAGACCUACCAGUGACUGAAAAUGAAGAGCAACCUGGUCCAUCUAAGCGAAAACGCCAGCCAAGUAUGUCUGAGACAAUGCCCCUGUACACCCUAUGUAAAGAGGAUUUAGAGAGUAUGGAUAAAGAGGUUGAUGACAUCUUAGGAGAAGGCAGUGAUGAAAGUGAUAGUGAAAAAAAAAAGCCAGAAGAGAAAGGUGAAAAACCUCAGAUUAGUGCAACAGAGGCUACAGGAGUGAAAACGGAUCAGAGACCUCGAUCAUCGUCGUCAUCGUUAUCAUCAUCAUCAAGUGAAAAAAGCUUAACAGGCAGUGUACCCAGGGGCCAUAAGCGCAAACUGGAUGAAGACGAUGCUGCCAGUGAAUCCAGUAAAGAAUCCAGCAAUGAAGAUGAGGAAGGAAGCAGUUCUGAAGCAGAUGAGAUGGCAGCAGCACUUGAAGCUGAACUGAAUGACUUCAUGUGACAUUCAUGCAGAAGAUGGAAUUUCUAAUUAUGUUUUACUUCUCAUAAGCAGAUCAGACUUCAGAUGAGUCCCUUAUGCCAGUGCUCAAUGUUUUUCCAAAAUGUGUGUGUAUAUUUUGCAAAGCAACACAAGAGGUGACACAUUAUUUUACAAAAUCAGACAUAGAUGUUUUUAAGGUGUUUUACUAAAGGAAAAUAUACUUUUUUAAACAAAAAAAAAGUAUUAAAUGGGACUUGGUGUGCUAUGCCAAAGACAUGUUAUGAGCUCUGCAGAACCUUCGUAUACAGGACAGUAAUGCAAAGAUUUGUGUUUCAGCAUACAGCAACUUUUCAAAAUAUUGCAGUCUGUGGUUUAUUCGUAACAAUCUUAUAAAAACAGGAUGAGAUAAAGUAAAUGGAUUUGCUUGAGUAGCACAGCAGCAACCUGAUGAAUUUGAUCAUUCUUUUCCACAAAUAAAUGCUAUCAAAUAUAAAAGGAUUUUUAAAAUAAUUAAAAAAAAAAAGAACAGUCUAUAUUUGUAUAGAAACAGAGAACAUCAUAUGCAACCUUUGUGAACUCUGCACUUGACUCACUUGUCAUUUGCUUCUGAGAUAAUGAUCAAAAGUCAUGUUUUUAAGUUGCUUUGUGGAGUAGUUGGAUUCUUUAGGGACACCGUUUAGAUUUUUAACUUUUCUUCUCUGUAACCAGAAAUUUAGCACAGCAUACUGUGUGAUCCUGUACUGCCGUAAGAAGCAUAUUCAUCCAUUUGUGUUGUUCUUGGGAAGAACGAGUGCUACUUCAGUCUAGAUAGGAUUUAAUUUCUUUGAAAAGAGAUCUGAUGUAAAGUUUUUGUAUAUUCUAUUUCAUAUUUGACCCACAAAACAGAUUUUCUUUCAUUUAAUAAAAAUUCAUUUUGUA